AUGCACGCACCAAAAGAGCACAGCCAGCCAACCCUGGUCGAUGAUACCAGGACCAAGGCCCCAGACCCGGAUCUCGAACGCAACGAGGAUCAUCAGUUCCUCAUGAAUCGCAGUGUUCGGAACUUCUCGUGGAAAGGAUUGACCGUCACCGUCAAGGAUCGCCAGACGAAGGAUGCUCGAGACCUGAUCAAUGAUAUGUCGGGGAUGUGCAGCAAGGUUAGCGAAUCUACGCUGGCAGAGAAACUGAGACCAUUACUUACCCCUAUGAUCCCAGGUGAACUGGUUGCCUUGAUGGGCCCAUCGGGCUGUGGAAAGACAACCCUGCUCAACGUAUUGGCACGUCGCCCAGCAGCAUCGGGCGCCAAAGUUCUCGGCGAUAGCUAUGUCAACGGGACCAAGGUCGACAGUGGCGCAUUCGGUCGCAUGACUUCAUACGUCGAGCAAGAAGAUACUCUCAUCGGAUCACUGACAGUGCGCGAGACGCUCAAGUUUGCAGCAGACCUCUCUCUGCCCAGCUCCGUGACAAAGAGCCAGCGCAUCGAGCGUAUUGACACGCUUCUCGAGGCCUUCGGUGUCCAGAACCAGGCCAAUACCCUUGUCGGCACCCCGAUCCGGAAGGGCAUCAGCGGUGGUCAAAAACGACGUGCCAGCGUGGCGAGCCAGCUCAUCACUUGCCCCAAGAUCCUAUUUCUAGACGAGCCGACCAGUGGUCUAGGACUCGACGGCCAGUUUCGAGGUCAUGUCAUCAUAAUCAUCGCAAGUAUCCACCAACCGUCUACAACAACCUUCCAGCUCUUCGACAAGCUGUUGCUGCUAUCUUCCGGCCGCACAUGCUAUUUCGGCCCCCUGACUGGCAUCGAUGGGUACUUCCGUGAGAUUGGGCACCCGAUUCCCGGUAGUACUAAUCCUGCGGAGUUUUUGCUCGAUAUUGUAAGCUCCGACUUCGGCAAUGCGAAGGAGGUUGCACAAGAACGGGUUCGGCUUAUCCAGCAUGCGUGGGCCCAGUCUAUGGAAGCCGAUGCUAUCUCACGACAGAUUUUUGAUCGAGUGAGCAUCGCGGAGAAGGAUGAGGGUGGAGUGGACGUGGAUGAUAUUGCGAGACCGGGGUCAAUUCGGAUCACUGGUGCUUUGCUUCAUCGAUCGUUUAUCAAGAGUUACCGCGAUGUGGUGGCAUACGGGAUUCGCAUAGUGAUGUAUCUUGGUCUUGCCAUCAUGAUGGGUACAGUUUGGCUGCGUCUACAGCCGACGCAAGAGUCUAUCCAGCCAUUCGUCAAUGCCAUUUUCUUCGGUUGCGCAUUCAUGUCGUUCAUGGCUGUAGCAUACGUCCCGGCAUUCUUGGAAGAUAGAGCGAGUUUUGCCAAAGAGCGAGCGAAUGGCUUGUAUGGGGCAACUCCAUUCAUCAUCUCGAAUUUUCUCAUCGGUCUGCCAUAUCUAUUCCUUAUCGCUUUGCUCUUCUCCAUAAUCUCCUACUGGCUCUCCAACUUCCAGCCCACCGGCCAAGCCUUCAUGACCUGGGUGAUGUGGCUCUUCCUCGACCUAGUCGCCGCCGAAUCACUAGUCGUCUUCGUCACGGCCAUAUUUCCGAGCUUUGUCAUCGCCCUCGCACUGGUCGCCUUUGCCAAUGGGCUCUGGAUGAGCGUGGGCGGAUUCCUCGUGACGCCGACGAUUCUAAAUCCGUUCUGGAAAUACGUCUUCCACUACAUCGAUUACCAGGUAAGCCAAGCCCAACCCCCAGCUACAGCCCCGUCCCGGUCCCCGAAGAUCGAAUUGAGUCUAAUCCCUUUUCCUUUAUUUUUCCAGGCCUACGUUUUCCAAGGCAUGAUGGUAAACGAAUUCUCGGACCGCAUUUACUCCUGCGGCACGGGCUGCCAUUGCAUGUACAACACCGACCUCGCCGAUCAGUGUCAGAUCCGUGGAACCGGCAUCCUGGAGACAUAUGGAUAUGCAACCGGUAGAACGGGGAAAUGGGUGGGGAUUCUCGUGGGUAUCAUUGCAGUGUAUCGACUCCUUGGAUGGAUUGCGCUGUCGUUGCGCAAGACCUAA
Penicillium waksmanii is the source of this 2043-nucleotide messenger RNA. Its product is annotated as putative ABC transporter. Bases 1 to 2043 code for a protein of 680 amino acids. Lineage: Eukaryota; Fungi; Ascomycota; Eurotiomycetes; Eurotiales; Aspergillaceae. Gene Ontology annotation, cellular component: membrane. The record is from RefSeq and is a predicted model, not a curated record. Gene Ontology annotation, molecular function: ABC-type transporter activity; ATP hydrolysis activity; ATP binding. The transcript has 6 exons.